Exophiala viscosa is the source of this 2057-nucleotide messenger RNA. RefSeq lists its product as uncharacterized. Gene Ontology annotation, molecular function: DNA-binding transcription factor activity, RNA polymerase II-specific; zinc ion binding. Lineage: Eukaryota; Fungi; Ascomycota; Eurotiomycetes; Chaetothyriales; Herpotrichiellaceae. The record is from RefSeq and is a predicted model, not a curated record. Gene Ontology annotation, biological process: regulation of DNA-templated transcription. The coding region runs from base 285 to 1976 and encodes 563 amino acids. The transcript is spliced from 4 exons.
ACAGUGACCAUCCCCAUACCCGUUCCACGCCAGUCAGUGGAGGGACUUUUGCCGUUACAUGACUCGGUAGGGCUACUAAAAAUUGGCCCUAACAGCAUCUUAAGGUCUAGGCUGGCAUGCAAUCCAUAAAUUUGACCAGACAUAUUUGGCAUGUUUCAUCGUCUUAAGAUCUUUAAUCCACCUACCUGUUUCCGCUGCUACACAGCAUCCUCCUUGAACUUUUACGACGAGACUUUCUUUGAACACGGUCCUUUUUUGCCCUUUUAUCCAAACGAUAUGGCAACAUGGUCCAGGGUCGAGCCAAGAGGCCUCAUCAGAAGGUCAAAACUGGAUGCAUGACUUGCAGAAAACGGCGCAUAAAGUGCGAUGAGGGGAAACCAGCUUGUCGGCAAUGUACAGAUUCUUUGCGGAGAUGCGAAGGCUACCAUCCUCCUCAGACAUGGCUCUUUAAAUCGCGUCCGAGCCCUGAAGGAUCCGAGACGAGCGCCGCUCUUAUUCCUGUCGUUUCUCACAUGGCACCCAUAGGUGAUGCCAACGACAAACGCUCCUUCCAGUUCUGGGUUGAACAAGCCGCACCCAUCUUCUCUUGCUACUUUGGCCACACUUUCUGGACUCAGCUCUUGCCGAAAAUCGGCUUUGUGCAGCCCGCCGUCAAACACAUGCUUAUUGCCACUUCAAACGUGGUAGAGUUCGCUGCUCUGGAUGGCCUGCCACUGGAUAACAAUGCAGCGUAUCAAUCUCAUUACACCCAAGCUAUCCAGGCGACGUGUUCUUCUCCGCAGGUGGAAAACGUGCUCAUGGCCUGUCUACUGUUUGCCUGUUGCGAAUUCAUGAAGGGUUCAGCGGCUGGUGGCCUUCACCACAUCCGAUCAGGCAUCAAUAUCAUUGAGGAAUGGUAUGGCUCAUUGUCCAAUCCGAAUGUCAAGAUUUCCGAGUCCGCGCGGCUCAUCAUUGGAGCCAUUGCUCCUAUCUUCAUGUCCUAUCUUGACAAGUCGCCGACGUAUGGAAUGGGAGACGUCACUGUCAAGAAGUCAACUAAUAUCGCCGUGAUUGCUCCCAGCCACGAGUUGCCCUUCAUCCCUCCUUUCACUCACAUACAUCCAGCACAUCAUGCUCUUGAUGGUGUCGCGCAUCACAUUGCGAGACUGAUGGACUGGAGAAGUGUUGGACAUACGCCUUCGCCGCAACGAAAGAUACAACACUUGUUGGACACCUGGCGCAUGACUUUCGAUGGAUAUGUCGAGAGCCUGACACCCGCCAGAAAAGAACGUUACGCUGUGGCAGUGCCCCUGUUACGCGUCUAUCACACCAUGUUCAGUGUCAUGUUUCGCGCGUCAUCCAGCAACUCCGAGGUCAUCUAUCACCAGUUUCUGGGAGAGUUUCAAUGGAUUGUGAGCAUAUACGACGAGUUUGCAGUACGUUGGACAGGCAAUGGCCCUCCCAAGUUCUCUUCCGGAGACGCCGGAAGCCUCGACUAUCACAUGGGAUUUAUACCUCCCCUCUUCUUCACGGCCACGAAAUGCCGCGACCCUGCCACAAGAAUGGCCGCCCUCAACCAGUUGGGCUCACUGCGAGUCGAGGAGAACAAUUGGACAAGUUGUACCGCGUACAUGAUUGCCAGGAAAAUCAUCCAAAUCGAAAACAGAAUGGCCAUCAUCAGCGACCGUGUAGGCCGCAACGACAAGCGUGACCUCAUCCGGCCUGUCGAGGCUUCCAUUACAGACAAACGGAAAACCCAAGCCACACUCGACUAUGCUGUUUUUCCUUAUGGAGGGGAUGCCGACCCUUUGCUACAUGAAACGGUCGACCUAUUGGAUUGUACUUCUUUACUUUCAUCCUCCAAGGUGCAAUGGCCGUUGAGCAGGAUUUUACGCAUAGGAGGUUAUCAAGGUGGAGGUGUGAAUCCAACGCCGACCGAUUGCUGUUGCGGCAUCCACUCUCCAAAGAGUGUCUUCACCCAUCAGCCGAAGACAUGAUGAUCAUGCAUAAUCGAGGCCGAUCGCCUGUUACUUCCGAUGAGCGUACACCAGAGAAGUUCCGGAAACGACCUGAAUCCA